AUGCCUUCUGCUCUUAGUAAAGACAUUACUAGUGAAUCUGGAUACAGUCGAACCUCUAUAAUUGCACCCUCUAUAAUUGCACCCAUAUAUAAAUUCUCCCUAAAUGGAUGCCCUGGCAUG
Racocetra persica is the source of this 120-nucleotide messenger RNA. The record is from the annotation of a GenBank genome assembly. Lineage: Eukaryota; Fungi; Glomeromycota; Glomeromycetes; Diversisporales; Gigasporaceae.